Molecule: messenger RNA, 1318 nt
Organism: Coregonus clupeaformis (lake whitefish)
Lineage: Eukaryota; Metazoa; Chordata; Actinopteri; Salmoniformes; Salmonidae
Product: outer dense fiber protein 2
Exons: 9
Coding region: 91-825 (244 amino acids)
Biological process (GO): negative regulation of cilium assembly
Cellular component (GO): centrosome; ciliary basal body
Source: RefSeq, a predicted model, not a curated record
UCCUGAAGAAGGCCACCCGCGCCCAGAAACAGAGGGUCCAGAGGAACGAAGCUGCUGUGUAUAAAUGCUACACUAAGCUGAGGGAGAAGGAUGUUCAGCUGGCUGAGGUUCGUUCAGAGAGGGACACAUGGAGGGAGACAACAGGAGCAGAAGACAGAUGAGAGAAUACAGCUUGAUGCACAGAUAGGACUGCUGAAAGGCCAAAUAGCAGACAUUACUUUGAAGCUGCAGAAAGAGAGGGAUGAGUUCACUGCUGCAAAUGAGGUCUUACUGCUGAAAGUGGAAAAACUCAACACUGAAAACAGAAACAUUGGCCUUGAGAACGCAACCCUCAAGGCAUCCAUUGCUGGGCUGGAACUGCAGCUGGUCCAUUCUGAAGCAGCCCUGAAAGAGGAGAGCACUCUCUCACAGGAGAGGAAAGACCAAGCAGAACAGGAUCAGGGUCAGGUGGCAGAGCUUCAAAUGGAGGUGGAUGAUCUGAGAAUAAAGUUGGAGAGUGUUCUGAGGGAAACGGAGAACAUCAGAGAAGGAAGAGGGGCAGAAGUGGAGAAGGUGAGACUGGAGCUGGAGGGGUGCGUGAGGGAGCUGGAAGAGUACCCAGAGUUACUGAGUGCCACAGAGCAGAGUCUUACGGAGUGCCAGGACAACCUGAAGCCCUCCGAGAAGAGAUGUGCAGACAAGGCAGAGGCCAUUAGACAACUGCAGGUCAAGGUGGAGAGCCAAGGGGAGAAGAUGAGAUCGUCAUUGGACAUGAAAGAGUCUAUCCACGAGGCUAACUCACAGCUACAGCAGAAAGUGGAUGCUCUUCAAAAGUGUCCAAAGUGAAAGACAAAGCUGUUUCCAAAGAAAGUUCCCUUCAGACUAAAAUCCUGAAACUGGAGGCUGAGAAGAACAGGAGAGCGAAUGAGCUGAAACAGAUUAAACAAAGCAAGCAGUCGGCUGAGAAGAAGUUUGAGGUGCGUCUGAAGGACCUGCAGGUCAGCCUGGACCAAUCAGAAAGCCACAAGCAGAGCAUUCAGAACUACGUAGACUUCCUCAAGAUCUCUUACGCCACCAUGUUUGAGGAAGGACUACCACCCGCACCGUCUAGCUUUGGAUCAUCCUACUUUUUAAAAUGAGGAUUACUCAGGGAUGUGUAUUUGUGGUGUGUAAUGUGUGUUGUUGUGGAAAUCAUAUGUACUGUACAAUAUAUGAGCCUUACUUCAUGUUUUUAAUAAUGUAUGUGUUUUGGAGAAGCAAUGAAUUCGCACAUACAGUUGAAGUCAGAAGUUUACAUACACUUAGGUUGGAGUCAUUAAAACUUGUUUUCCAACCACUC